Messenger RNA from Spinacia oleracea (spinach), 2394 nucleotides. RefSeq lists its product as uncharacterized. Gene Ontology annotation, molecular function: GTPase activator activity. The coding region runs from base 226 to 2208 and encodes 660 amino acids. The record is from RefSeq and is a predicted model, not a curated record. NCBI's taxonomy places the organism in Eukaryota, Viridiplantae, Streptophyta, Magnoliopsida, Caryophyllales, Amaranthaceae. The transcript is spliced from 15 exons. Gene Ontology annotation, biological process: activation of GTPase activity.
UGAUCCCUUGUUCACUAAGCAUUCCCAUUUCUUCCCAACAAAGAAAAAUACUCCGUACAGACACUAGGAAAAACAACAUAUAGAGGAGAGAGAGAAUCGCAAAGAAGAUCAAAUCACAUUCCUAGGCGCCCAAAAGAAAAAAGAUAAUUAACAAAAUUAACUCCCAAAAUAUAGAACAACUCUUUUUCUCUCGAUUUCUCUCGAUAUCUCUCGAAUUCGUCGACAAUGAUUGAAACCGAAUUGCAUGAUUUAUCCGAUGAUGCUGAUUACGCCGCCUCUCAGCAACAAGGUUCGCAAAGCAUAACGAGGAGUGAUAGUGGAAGGAGAAGUGAACCGGAAGGUGCGGAAGUUGUUUAUAUGAAGGAUAAUGUGUCAAUUCAUCCUACUCAGUACAUGUCUGAGAGGAUUAGUGGAAGAUUGAAGUUGAUCAAACAAGGAGAUUCUUUAUUUUUGACUUGGAUUCCGUACAAAGGGCAAAACACAAAUACAAGGCUGUCUGAGAGAGGUGACUCAGAUAGGAAUAAUCUUUAUACGAUAAGGCCACUUCCAUUGACUGAUGUGAGGUCCAUCAGGAGGCACACACCGCCACUGGGCUGGCAGUAUAUUAUUGUUGUGCUGGCUUCAGGACUUGCAUUCCCUCCUCUUUAUUUCUAUAAUGGAGGAGUUAAGGAGUUUUUGACCACCAUCAAGCAACAUGUUUCUCUUGUAAGAUCAGCUGAUGAUGCAAAUGUGUUCAUCGUGAAUGAUUUUCAAGAUCCUCUCCAGAAAACUCUAUCGUCAUUGGAGCUUCCAGGGGUUGUUUCAGUUGCUGCACAGUCUACAAAUGCUUCUUUGGUUGCAUCCUCUAGUCAGGUAAACCAAGGAAGGAGUGAUGUGAGUUCCUACGAUAGCAACACUGGUUCACAAUCGCUUAGAAGGCAAAAGAAUAAGUCCAAUGAUCCCACUAAGGAUCUCUCGAUUCAGGUCUUGGAAAAAUUCUCUCUGGUCACCAAAUUUGCUCGGGAAACAACCUCUCAGCUGUUCGGAGAAAAUAGUGGGGAUCCAUUCCUUUCUAAUGAGUGGAAAAGGCCUAGCCAUAGCCAGUCCCUACCUGACCUUCAGUCCCAGCCGUCAACAAAUGAUCUGGAAGAAGUUCCCUGUGAAGUACCUGUACCUGCAGACCCUAUGGAGUUUGAAAAAUUGGCACUUGUUUGGGGUAAACCACGACAACCUCCCAUGACAAAGGAAGAGUGGAUAACUUUCUUGGAUUCUGAGGGGAGAGUUGUUGAUUCAAACGAUCUAAGGAAGAGAAUUUUUUAUGGCGGUGUUGUCCAUGAAUUGCGAAAAGAGGUAUGGCCGUUCUUAUUGGGUUGCUAUGAUUACAAUUCAACAUAUGCUGAACGUGAAUACCUUCGAUCUGUGAGGAAACAAGAUUAUGAGAUCAUAAAGCUCCAAUGGCAGAGCAUAUCUCCAGAACAGGCAAAAAGAUUUACCAAAUUUAGAGAGAGGAAGGGCCUAAUCGAGAAAGAUGUGGUGCGGACAGACAGAGCAUUCUCUUUCUAUGAUGGAGAUGAUAAUCCAAAUGUGAACGUUUUACAUGACAUACUGCUAACUUAUUCAUUCUACAAUUUUGACCUUGGUUAUUGUCAGGGUAUGAGUGACUUUCUAUCCCCUUUGUUGUUCGUCAUGGAGGAUGAGUUUGAAGCAUUUUGGUGUUUCGCUGCACUACUGGAACGUGUGGGACCAAAUUUCAAUCGUGAUCAAAGUGGCAUGCAUGCGCAACUAUUCGCAUUAUCAAAGCUGGUGGAACUAUCUGACAGUCCACUGCACAACUAUUUUAAGCAGCAGGACUGCUUAAAUUAUUUCUUUUGUUUCCGCUGGAUUCUUAUACAAUUCAAAAGGGAAAUGCGGUAUGAGGAAACAAUGCGGUUGUGGGAGGUCUUGUGGACACAUUAUCCAUCUGAGCACUUGCACUUGUAUGUUUGUGUUGCAAUACUCAAGAGGUACAGGAACAAGAUAAUUGGGGAGCAAAUGGAUUUUGACACACUGUUGAAGUUCAUAAACGAACUAAGUGGCCAAAUUGACCUUGAUUCAAUUGUAAGAGAUGCCGAGGCUCUGUGCAUCUGUGCAGGAGAAACAGGAGAAGCAUGCAUUCCUCCAGGAACUCCUCCUUCUCUGCCAAUAGAAAAUGGUCUUGUGUCAUCUCAGCUAGAGGACGAGGUUUUGUAGUUUUUUCUCUGUUCUGUUCUGUACAUAGCUAUGUUAUGUGCUAUAUGAAACAAAAUUUUACCCUCGUUGAACUCUUAGUUGGGAUUUGGACCUCUAGCUGGAGAAUAAAAAUCUUGGUGAUUGUAAAGAAACUAAUUCUUCUGUGUAUAGUUUUCUUGAAGUUGAAAGGCAAGGAGUUUCAAAUUA